Tarenaya hassleriana is the source of this 2422-nucleotide messenger RNA. Its product is annotated as uridine kinase-like protein 1, chloroplastic. Gene Ontology annotation, cellular component: cytoplasm; chloroplast. The record is from RefSeq and is a predicted model, not a curated record. Gene Ontology annotation, molecular function: kinase activity; ATP binding. The coding region runs from base 157 to 1608 and encodes 483 amino acids. Lineage: Eukaryota; Viridiplantae; Streptophyta; Magnoliopsida; Brassicales; Cleomaceae. The transcript is spliced from 15 exons.
AGAGAGAGAGAGAGAGAGAGAGAGAGAGAGAGAGAGAGAGAGGGCUAUAGAAGGCAGUCUUCGUUAGUUCUUUUUCUUCCUCGUCGUCCUUUGUUUUCUUGGAAAACAACAAUCCGACAAAACACGCGCAUAUUUUGCUUCGUUCGCCGGAAAACUAUGCCGGAGGAUUCGACGUCGAUUGACUAUGUCAUGGAGAAGGCCUCGGGGCCUCACUUCUCCGGCCUCCGCCUUGACGGCUAUCUCUCUUCUCCGCCGUCCUCCUCCGUCUCCUCUCUGUCGCACCUCCGACCGGCCGCUUCGUCAUCUUCCGCUUCCUCCGAUCCCAGCGCGCCUAAACAACCGUUCGUUAUCGGAGUGUCUGGUGGCACGGCUUCUGGCAAGACCACGGUCUGCGACAUGAUAAUCCAGCAACUUCAUGAUCAUCGAGUGGUUCUUGUUAAUCAGGAUUCCUUUUACCGUGGUUUGACUCCUGAAGAACUGCAGCGUGUCCAUGAGUACAAUUUUGAUCAUCCGGAUGCCUUUGACACUAAACAGCUUUUGGUCUGCGUUGAGAAACUAAAGAGCGGGCAGCCGUAUCAAGUUCCUAUCUAUGACUUUAAGACUCAUCAACGUAGAUCAGACACUUUUCGUCAGGUCAAUGCUUCUGAUGUUAUCAUUUUGGAGGGGAUUCUUGUUUUCCAUGACCAGCAAGUUCGGAAUCUGAUGAAUAUGAAGAUCUUUGUUGACACAGAUGCUGAUGUGAGGCUUGCUCGCAGAAUUAGACGUGACACUGAAGAGAGGGGUCGGGAUGUGAGCUCCGUACUUGAGCAGUACGCAAAGUUUGUGAAACCUGCAUUCGAUGAUUUUGUGCUCCCCUCAAAGAAAUAUGCGGAUGUGAUCAUUCCCCGAGGAGGCGAUAAUCAUGUUGCAAUCGAUCUGAUUGUGCAACACAUCCGCUCAAAACUUGGGCAGCACGAUCUCUGCAAAUUUUACCCGAAUGUGUACGUUAUCCAAUCAACAUUCCAGAUAAGAGGCAUGCAUACGCUUAUUCGGGACAAAGACAUAUCUAAGCAUGACUUUGUAUUUUAUUCAGACCGACUCAUUCGUCUGGUUGUGGAGCAUGGUCUCGGCCAUUUGCCAUUCACAGAGAAACAAAUAGUUACUCCAACAGGGUCUGUGUAUAUGGGUGUUGAUUUCUGCAAGAAACUAUGUGGAGUCUCAAUCAUUAGAAGUGGUGAAAGCAUGGAAAAUGCGUUACGUGCAUGCUGCAAAGGGAUCAAAAUAGGGAAGAUUCUGAUCCACCGCGAUGGUGACAAUGGACAGCAGCUUAUAUAUGAGAAGCUUCCUCGCGACAUCUCUGAGCGCCAUGUCCUGCUCCUAGAUCCUGUUCUAGCCACAGGCAAUUCUGCGAACCAGGCCAUCGAAUUGCUCAUACAGAAAGGAGUUCCAGAAUCCCACAUCAUAUUCCUCAACCUCAUUUCGGCCCCAGAGGGAAUCCGCUGUGUGUGCAAGCGGUUCCCCUCGUUAAAGAUAGUGACGUCGGAAAUAGACCAGUGUCUGAACGAGGAGUAUCGUGUUAUACCAGGCUUGGGCGAGUUCGGUGAUCGCUAUUUUGGCACUGACGAAUAGUCUCGCAAUCGCAGCGUUUUCACCAAACGCGAUAACUGUGCAUGUUCAGCGCGUUAUCAAACGCCAAAAUGGGGUCUUAUUCCCUGUUUUUUUUUUCCCCUAUGAAACAGCGUUCAAAAGCUGAUGGCUUCAAAUUCCACUCACCCUUUUCUUGUAUUGGCACUUCAAUGGAAAUCAAAAAAAAAAAAAAACAGUACACAUCUGUAAAAACACGUCGUCUUCAUUCUUGUUUCAAAAGGGUUCGAAGUGAACAAAACGGUGACGUUUCAAUUCGUAGUGAGCCGUUCCGGUUUUGUCCGGUUCUAUUUUCCGGGUUCGGGCAAUAAUCCAGCGAGAGAUAUGGUAACAUUGGUUUAUCCGCAUCCGCCACUGAUUCCCGUCGAACACUUCUUCGUUUUCGGGGGUUCACUAUCCAAUCAUCACCCGCCACGUGUCUACUCAAAUCGUCUCAUCCACCUCCGCCGCUUCCGCCUCCGGUCGUAUGAACUGUGAAUCCGCCCAUUGUACAAUUGCCCGGAAAAUUAUGUCGACGUGAGAUUGGAAUUUCUCUCGUCGAUUUGAUUCUCAGGUUGUUCUCACGUGUUCAACCUCCACCGUACCGGUGAUCGUCGAAGGCUAGCUUCCGAAUUAUUCAAGUGUAUUGGCGUCGACGAUUUCACUUUCGAUCGGCAUUUCGGUGAUCGCAGUGUUCAGAUGACGUUGUACGAUUUCAGUUCAACCUCGAACAAAGCCAAAGCCCCACGGUUUCAAUUUCUUUCCGACGACUCAGAGCAUUGAAAUUCUGGUCGUCUUCUAGAAGGAGGUUGGGGUCAAC